Messenger RNA from Chelmon rostratus (copperband butterflyfish), 2427 nucleotides. RefSeq names its product claudin k (gene cldnk). The transcript is spliced from 8 exons. Gene Ontology annotation, biological process: cell adhesion; bicellular tight junction assembly. Lineage: Eukaryota; Metazoa; Chordata; Actinopteri; Chaetodontiformes; Chaetodontidae. The coding region runs from base 132 to 1448 and encodes 438 amino acids. Gene Ontology annotation, molecular function: structural molecule activity; protein binding. Gene Ontology annotation, cellular component: plasma membrane; bicellular tight junction. The record is from RefSeq and is a predicted model, not a curated record.
CACACACACACGCCUGGGUGCACCUGUUGAGUGUACACCGUUUGCUGUAUCUAUCUAUUACCUGACGCUGUGAAUAGAAGCAGAGCAGACCGACUGCAGCGUUAUCCGGACGAGAUCAGCUCGGAUUGAGUAUGGCCUCCACAAUCAGCCUCCUCUCAGAGAAGCACUUCUUGUGCUCUCUGUGCAGACACAUCUUCACCAGCCCAGUGACCAUACCGUGUGGACACAGCUUCUGCUUGUCCUGUCUCUGCCGCUACUGGACACGACACCAGUCCAAAUACUGCCCCCACUGUAAGAGAGUGUUUACUGACAGGCCCGACCUCAGUGUCAACCGCAUUCUGGCAGACGUCUCAGACAACUACAGGACGAAUCGACCAAAGAAACCACCUGAUGAAGAGAUGGUUAUAGAUGUUGAACAUAUGAUUCAGGAAAGGCUGCAGAAGAUAGAGAGGUUGAAGUAUUCUCUUGAGCUCCAAAAGAACUCCUACCUCAAGGAAGCGCGAGAGAGCCAGAAGGUUUUCUCCGCCCUCGUGAACGCCAUGGAGAAGAGCCACAAAGCGGUCGUGGCAGCAAUUGAGGAGAGACAGAGGGAGGAGGAGAGGAGAGUAGAAACGCUGGUGGAAGAGCUCAAACAGGAGAUCCAGGAGCUGAGGAAGGAGACAACUGAACCUGAUCCUCAGAUUCCUGUAAACAGUGAUCAAAGUGAUGACGCCAAGCAAGUUACUGUGAACAUCGUUUCCACAAUGUGCCCGUCCGAGAUGAAGGACUGGUCCAAGGUUACCAUAGAAACCGACCCUUGUGUUGGGGUCACCAGGCGAGCACUGUCAGACAUGAUGGAAAAGAUAAAGGUAGAAGUCAACAGGCUCUCCAAAUCUGAACUGAAGAGAAUAGAGAAAUACACAGUGGAUGUCAAUCUGAGUGCUAAGACCGCCCACCCCUUCCUCUCCGUCUCUGACGACAGGAAACAGCUGAGACACACGGACAAGCUCCAGGAGGUACCGGAUCACCCCAAGCGGUUCGAUCGUGUGGCAAACGCGCUGGCCAAAGAAAGCUUCAGCAGUGGGAGGUGCUACUGGGAGGUGGAGGUCGGGGAGAAGAUCGAGUGGAACCUGGGUGUCGUCAGACAGUCCGUAAACAGGAAGGGCAAGUUCACUGUCUGCCCUGCAAAUGGUUUCUGGACUUUAAGCCUGAAGGCUGGAGGCCAGUACAUUGCCAACACCUCUCCUGUCACCCCGUUGGCUCUGGAGCAGAGACCCAGGAAGGUGGGCAUGUUUCUGGACUACACAGAGGGCCGUGUGACCUUCUACUGCGCCGAGACUGGAGUCCACAUUCACACCUUCACAGAUACAUUUACUGACAGGCUGAAUCCAUUCUUCAGUCCCGGUCGCCUGCACGGCGGCAAAAACGCUGCUCCCUUGAUCAUCUGUUCUAGUUUCUGCAGCAUCUAAACAUCAAAUUUGUGACAAGAUUUAUAAAUCUCCAUAAUCAAUACAGUUAUCAGCAUCAAUCAAAAACACUUUUCAGUAUUAAUCCAGUGUGUUAAACAUAUUUAUCUAAUUACAAAUCCAUUAUGAAAAACUACAAUGAACCACAUUUUUCCUGUCAGAACAGGGCACAAGAGGUUGCAUAAGGACUGACUCCCUACACUCGAACAACUUCAAUGAAACCCAUAAACAGAUUGAAAAGGAAAGAGGAGAGUCGAAGAAAGAGAAGGCUCUCAUAAAUGAACAAGUGAGUCAAAGUUGGGGGGGGGGGAAAUAGGUUGCUGAGUUGGUUGGAUGGAUGCGAGGAGCUGCGGGGUUUGGACAGAGGUUGACAAGGAGCGGGGAGGGAGGGCACAGCCAAACAGCGGGGCAUUGUGCUAGUACACCAGGCACUGGGAGACACACUCAAACACAUUCACUCAUUCACACACCGACACGGCCGCGCACACAAGCGCAUGCUUCUGCCCACUGCCACACAGACUUGCGCUGGCAUCUCGGAGGGCAGCCCCAUCUCCAGUCCAGUCCCCGGGUGUCGAAGCUGGUCGACUCCUCUCCACUUCAGUUCACCUGACCUCUGAGAAUAGAGCCUCCCCCUGCUCUGCAGCCAUUCCUGAGGACCAGACCGAAUUCUCAGGGCCCCUGUUCAUAGCUGCAGGCAUCCCAGGUGACCUCCACAAGCAGAGGAGCAGUGACACUGACCUGAGGACUGAGGGGAGCUGUCAGAGCACUUCAUUUGAGGGUCACCUGUCCUCGUCAAACCCAAACUGAUCCGAACGACAUCAUCGCCCGAAGACUGAAGAUCCAGUAGAGUGGAGCACCGUAUUCCCAGUACUGUAGACUGCCACAUUGCUUUGUGGGACUAUAAGUGGGCCCUCUGAAACAAACAGAGACCGAAGUAAAACCAAGACGAAUCCAUCUGAUUCAAACAACACCUGUCACCAUG